CUCAUCAGAUCUCGAAAAUGCAAUCCUUUUUCCUUUUGAGAUCCUCGAAUUCUCAUUUCUGUCGGUGAAGACACAGAAUUUCCAGAGCGAAAUCUCUCUCUCUUUUUUUUUUUGGAACCCUAAUUUUCCCAAUUUUCUCCUUGGAAGAUUGGUGAAUGGAGGUGGUCUCGCUCCCAGAUCUCUACUAGGUUGUCGAUCUGACGGUUGAGAUGGACAGUUUCAGCGCGGAAGAUCUGCCGAAGAUUGGAGGGAUCGCGACUGUCUCCCUCUUGCAUUCGUUCAUCCCUACGCAUUGGCUUCCGUUCUCGAUUGUCGGUCGAGCGCAGAAAUGGACGCUUUCCAGGACUCUCUUCGUCACUGCAUGUGGAGCCAUUCUGCAUGUGAUGUCAACAUCGCUUCUUGGCAUAACCGCAAUUACCAUGGCGAACAGCAUUGCCGGCGAGGAUAUGGUCCAUAAACUUGCUUCCCUUUUGCUUGUAGUUCUUGGAGGAAGUUACAUUCUGUUGUUUAUGCUGGGAAAGGGUGGUCACAGUCACUCUCACAACCAUCCCAUGGAGAAGAUGGCCGUUGCGGGGCUUGUUCUUGUGCCGGCAUUGUCCCCCUGUGCAACCACACUUCCGGUGUUCCUCGCUGUCGGCAACUCAUCCUCCAUGAUGGUGCUUGCAAUCAUAGUGCUGCUUUUUAGCACUGUAAUUGUGAUGACUUCGCUGGUAGCUCUCUCGUUUUAUGGUGCCAGCCAGCUCAAGUUCCAUUGGGUGGAGCGCUACGACAAGCUUCUUGUUGGCACAGUGCUGUGCCUGGUCGGGAUCUUGACACUCCUUUUCCAUGACCAUGAAGGACAUGGCCAUUCCAUGGGAGAGAAGUUGCAUAGAAGGCUCAUUGGCCUGUGAGGAUUAAGGUUGGGGAAUGGUGAUGCUAUCUGAUGUUUGGCCUUUACUCCUAUGCAUUCAUUUUUAUGCAGCAAAUUCAUAUUUCAAAGAAUGUUUUCAGUUAGAUCAAAGAUCAGGGCCACCAGACCGUUGUCAAGAGGAGGAUGCUUCAGGAAAUGAAGCCUGUCCAUCAGCCGGCCAUUCAUGUGGACAAAGGGACGUGAAAGAAGGUAACCAUUUACAGGUGGGGGACACUGGUUAAUGAGUGGGAUUUUAUGUAACCGAAGGUAAAAUCUUGCACGCAUGAUCAUUUGGAGAUGUGGGAUGAUUUGCACAUGUGCUGUUCAGUGCAAGGAAUCAUGAUUUCUUGGAAUAUCGUGUGAUUAACAAGUAUUUGUGUAAUAGCUUUUUCACCUUGA
Molecule: messenger RNA, 1288 nt
Organism: Magnolia sinica
Lineage: Eukaryota; Viridiplantae; Streptophyta; Magnoliopsida; Magnoliales; Magnoliaceae
Exons: 3
Coding region: 210-890 (226 amino acids)
Source: RefSeq, a predicted model, not a curated record